AUGGCUUUAAAAUUGUGUUCUAUGACUAUUGUAGCUCCUAGCUGUGAGCAUCCUUUCAUGGCAUCCUCGUUUACCUUUCUUUUCUAUUAGCAAAGUGAGUAGGCAAGCUAAACUUUUGAACACCUUUGAUAAGUUAUCGCGGGAUUUUCGUGCUUUUCGGGCGUCGUGUUUGGAAGAGGCGCUAUUUUCCAAUAGAUGGACGAUGGGGGUGCCCUCUGAUGCAAGCCCGGAGAGUGGCCCUCUGCCAGAGGUGCUGCGCCGGCUGCAGGAGCACUCGCCACCGCCCGACCCGGAGACUCUGCGUGACUGCUACCCGCAGCAGUGGGCGCAGCUAGCUGAGCUGGUGCAGCGAGCCGCUGGCACUGGGGAGAGCAACUCGGCCAUCAUCGUCGGUCCCCGCGGCGUCGGAAAAACGGCGCUGUUAAACUGCGUGCUCUCGGAGACGGGCGCCGGCACCGACGGCCGCUCGGUGCUCGUCAGGCUGCACGGCCUGCUGCAGACCGACGACAGGGCGGCCAUCCGGCACAUCACGGCGCAGCUCAAACUUGAGUCGGCCGUCGGUGACCGGGUGUUCGGCAGCUUCGCCGAGAACCUGUCGUUCCUUCUGAAGGCGCUGCGCGGCGGCAACAAGGAGGAGUCGAAGACGGUGGUGUUUGUGCUGGAGGAGUUCGACCUGUUCUGUCAGCACAAGAACCAGACGCUGCUCUAUAACCUGUUCGACGUGGCCCAGUCGGCCCAGGCGCCGAUCUGCGUGCUGGGCCUGACGGCGCGCCUGGACGUGCUCGAGCUGAUGGAGAAGCGCGUCAAGUCGCGCUUCUCGCACCGCCAGCUGUACCUGUACGGCGUCUCGUCGGUGGAGGCUCUGGCGGCCGUGACUCGCUCCUACUUGUGGCUGCCGCCGACGGUCACCGCCGCCGCCCGCUGGAACCGCAGCGUGGAGCGGCUGCUGCAGGAGCGGCAGCUGACUGCCGCGCUCAGGAGCGUGCACGAGCGUACCAGGAGCGUCAGGGACCUGAAACUGCUGCUGCGUCACGUGGUGUUACGUCUGUGGCGCGAGGGUCGCUCCACCCCUGAGGCGGCCGAUUUUACCGCUGCGGUGACGACUAUGUCGUUCGAUGGACGCGCCGCCAUGCUGCAGGGGCUCUCAGUACUCGAACUCUGUUUGGUGGUGGCGAUGCGGCACCUGACACAGGUGUACGACGAGCCCUUCAACUUCGAGAUGGUGCUCAGGGAGUACGGCAAGUUCGCCGGCCGAAAGUCCACCUUCCAGUCCUUCACCAGGCCCGUGGUGAUGAAGGCCUACGAAAACCUGCAGAACCUGGAGCUGAUCCGGCCGGCCGACGGUGGCGCCUCUCGCGGCCAAAAGGAGUACCAGCUGUUCUGGCUGGCCGCCACCGCCCAGGAGGUGGCUGCUGCAGUGAAGAGGCCCGGUGCCGUGCCCACAGAGGUGGCCCAGUGGGCUGACAGUGCUCUGAUCUGAGCCAGACGACGGUGAACCGUAUGGUCUGUGAUGGCCUGGUGUUCGAGCAGCCGCAUGGCCUUUGGACGGGGCUGAGUGAUGCAACAGUCUGGUCUGUUCCGAGUCGAUUGGUUGUCGACUGGUCCGGUCUAGUUCUGUGAACUAGCUGUCUGAUUUGGUCUGAUUCUAACGCGUCAGACUGCACUGUUGACCGGGGCACCCAUGCUGAUGUGUGAGCCAGUCCAUCUCCGAUGUUUGACGCUCAGACUGUUGCCAUUUGUGUCCCAUACCGAGCAUGCAUGACAGCGAUGUAUUGUUCUUCAGUCGUCCUUGCUACUCUAGUGCGUUGGUGGCCCUGCCCUUGGUGGCUUUGCGUAGAAAGCCAAGCUCAGACAUCAGGCAAGCGCACGUACAAAGUCCCAGUCAGCCAUUCCAUGUCGUCUUUUUUUUAACUCGCCGUUUCUCAGCGCGCCUGGUGCGCCGCCCCCAUGCAGCUGAGACAGGCUGUUGCGGGCCGAUGGCGCGCCCUCCACCGCUUGGGAGGCGCGACUUAUGUGAUAUCUGCGGGGAUAGCGAAGUGCGCAAUGUCGCAGCUACGUGAUGUCAUCCUGGGACCAAGAAGGCAGGGAAUGUCGUUUGUAUGAGCUCAUGUUUUUGAUUCCUUGGUGUAUGUAUGUGCGUCUUUGUAAGAAAAUAAAGAAACGAUACCGUU
Amphibalanus amphitrite is the source of this 2171-nucleotide messenger RNA. RefSeq names its product origin recognition complex subunit 4-like. NCBI's taxonomy places the organism in Eukaryota, Metazoa, Arthropoda, Thecostraca, Balanomorpha, Balanidae. The record is from RefSeq and is a predicted model, not a curated record. The transcript is spliced from 7 exons. Gene Ontology annotation, molecular function: DNA replication origin binding. Gene Ontology annotation, cellular component: nucleus; nuclear origin of replication recognition complex. The coding region runs from base 203 to 1480 and encodes 425 amino acids. Gene Ontology annotation, biological process: DNA replication initiation; DNA replication.